Molecule: messenger RNA, 8022 nt
Organism: Pseudomassariella vexata
Lineage: Eukaryota; Fungi; Ascomycota; Sordariomycetes; Amphisphaeriales; Pseudomassariaceae
Product: armadillo-type protein
Exons: 4
Coding region: 1-8022 (2673 amino acids)
Biological process (GO): cellular response to amino acid starvation; regulation of translation
Cellular component (GO): cytosol
Molecular function (GO): protein kinase regulator activity; protein binding
Source: RefSeq, a predicted model, not a curated record
AUGUCUGAAGCGACUGCAAAUGGCGCCUCGAAAGCUGCCAUUGACUUCCCCACCGUCAAGGCAGACCUGAGUUCCGCUUCUACCAACAGAAGAAUCGCCCAAUUGCGAGGGCUGGACGAGAGUAUCAAGAACAAUUCUAUUGAUCAUUCCUCAAUACCCAAGCUGUCGAAGCUCCUCUUUGAUACUCACGCAUUCUAUAAUGACCGACCGUCGAGACGCGCUGUUCAGGCGUGCAUCGCCUCCUUGGUCGCCACCGCGAGCGACUCCAAGGUCCUUGCGCCCUUCGUCGCCGCCCUCCGCGCCGAAUCCCAGAAGCCCGGUAUAGCCGCCGCAAACGCCUUCGUGCUGGUCGAAUGGUGCUGUCUGCUGCUCAAAGGGUUAGCUGGGACGUCCAUGUAUGAUAAAUUUGGACUGGAUAUCAUUCAAAGCAAUGCUGCCGCUCUGGAGAAGUGCUUUCAGCCGCCAACAAGAUCCUCCGUGUCCCAAUCCGCCAUCGUGAUCACCCGCCGUGGACUACGCGCUGCGUUCUGGUACAAGGAGUUCCACGAGAAGGCGAUUCAAGAUGCCGUCCAAGCUCUCACUGCUAAGGGGGGACAGCCAGUGACCAGAAAUGCGAUCAUGCUUGGUGUGGUAGCUGGAGUGUGCUCUCGUCACACUCAAGCCAAACCUAUUCUUGCCGCAAAGAAGUCCGACUAUUUCACAUUUUUUACGAGGGAAAUCGUGGGAUCUCGAACGGCAGUCCCACAGCACAUUGCCUCCGGUCUGCGGGAUUUCUUCAGCGACUUCGUUACCAUCGAGGACCUCGAGAAGGAAAUUCUCCCUCCUGUAGAAAAGGGGCUUCUGCGCGCCCCUGAAGUCGUCUUGGAUCUGGUCCCGGCUGUCUUCAACUCCCUUCCUCAUAAUACAGACUUGUCCAAGGUUCUUGCGGGUCAUCUCAUGAAGCCGCUGCUUUCGAAUGUUAAGUCAACGAACCCGGCUAUCCGGCAAGGGGUCCUGACCACCUUUCGAGCUACGGCCGCCAAAAGCAAGGACCCGCAGGCCAUGGAGCAAGUCGCCGACGACGUCCUUGGCCCCCUUAAGUCGGGAAAGCUCGCUUCUGCUGAUCAACGGGUACUUCACUCAGAAAUGCUCCAGAGUGUGCCAUUAUCGGGCCCUGUCGCUGCAAAAGUCACCACAGCCCUACCGCCCGUUGCAGCCAAAGAAGGCAACGAGGCUGCGUUGGCUUCGGAAGUGUCUGCUCUCAGCCGUGCGGUCAACUUUGAGCUACAGCAAGGCACUGAUUUGGCCAAGCCCGCGGUCGAUGCGUAUGUCAAAGGUCUUGCCGACAAAAAGAUCGCCUCGCGACGAAUAUGGAUUUUGAAGACUGGAGAGAUCCUUAUCAACUUCAACAGCAGUUCUCAAAAUCUGACCCCAAACGUAGUGAAAUUCGCUGAAGCGGUCGCGGCACCCCUCGCGGAUACCUGGACUGAGAUCAUCAAGAACCCUCCUGCAUCUGCACAGAACGGACUCAUCACCGGCGCCUAUGUUUUCUCUACUUUGGCGCACCAGACCCUGGCUCACAUCGAGAGUGCUGGAACCAAAGCCCUACUUAAAAAGGCUGCCGUGUCGAAGGAAUGCCUCGUGACGGAACCCAAGCCGUCCUUCCUCCUUAACCAGCGUGUGUAUGUGCGCCUGACAACUGAAGAUGACCUGCGGUGGUUUCUCUGUGCGCUUUCCGCUGCCGUAGCGGACCUACCCAACGCUGCAGCCAAGGUAAAAUCAUCGUGGUCCCAAGCAUUGAUAUACCUGGCUUCUUCUCCCACUGUCGGCGCUCAGAUUCGAAAGGAAACUGGCGAGACGAUAUCCAAAUUAUAUGCGAAGCAACCUGCUCUGAUCUCCGAAGCCAUAAUUGAUGGACUCUGGGAGUGGGUUGUUUCAGUAGAGAGUGGCGACAAGGAGAGCGUAGCGGCGUGUGCCAAGUUUGAGAACACUAACCUGCAUGCGCCUCUUCGAUCAAUAUGUUUGAAUGCCGAAGAGUUCACCAAGAACGGCUCCGAGCAAAACCAAGAGUUAAUGGAAACACAGAUGUGUCGCCUGAUCGUUCUCGCGCGACCAGACCUAAUUCCUAGGUCUAGCUGGAUAGACACGUGUUUAAGGGUCGGACUUGAUCCUGGAAAUUUGGCAUCAAGGCAUGAGAAAGCACUUAUCCAGGAGGUAGUUGAUAAGACAAGCUUUGAGCAGAAGUCUUCUUCUGUCAAGAGUGCGGCUUGCAAAGCUGCCGCAGAUCUGGCAUUCGUGGCGCCUGAAGCCAUGACCCCAAAAAUAAUAGAGUUGAUUCGACAUGAUCUGGAUACAGAGGAACUGCAAGAUGUUGGCCCUGUAGAAGCAGCCAUCUUUCGCACGGCUGAAGGCACAGCUUUCAUCGAUGUCCUCGCCAAGAAGUCCCAGAGUCUUCCGAACAAGAACACCAAGGACUACGACACUCUGAAGUGGGAAGAAGAGCUUCGAAGCCAGCUUGCGAAGAAGAAGGGCACACAAAAGAAGCUUACACCCGACGAGCAAGCCAAAGUCCAUGCGCAAUUGAACAAGGAGUCGGAGAUCCGUAAAUCAAUCCAAAAGCUCGAAGCACGUUUGAUGCGUGGCAUUGGGAUCAUCAAGGGGCUCGUCACCGGUCCGCCUACUGAGGCCAAUCUAUGGAUGGGACCCGCGGUCGAGGCUCUUCUUAAGGCCAUGGCAGCUGGGGCGUGCCUUAUCACAGGUGACGCUGCUCCGUCUACCUAUCUUGCAAUGUCCGAGAGAGUGACAGAUCGGCUCGGUUCCAUCCGGCCAUUCAUCGGUGUGGCCACACUUCGAGGUCUUGGGGUGACUGGUCUGCCAGAUCACCUGCAAGGUGAAGGCCUAGAAGAACUCGUCACACGAGUCUUGUACCGUCUUCGUUUCGCUGGAGAGCAGAGGCCGUUCGAUGCCAUUUCUGUGGUCUACAUCCUAUCUCUCAUAUUCCUCGUUCUUCAAAAGGGUGGCCUUGGUGACGCAACGGAUGAGCGAGAUGCCCAGCUAGUUCUUGCCGUGGAGUUCAUCUCAUUCCACACUGAUGUCUGUGCGGACGAGGCUAUUCCGCGGGGUGAGUUGAUGACCACCCUGAUCUCUUCAAUGCAGCAGUACAAUCAGCACCACAAGAUUAUCAAAGAUUCUUUCUCCGAUCUAGUACGGUGCGUCGCGCCGAACAUGAGCAUCACUGAGAUUGAGAUACUCGCAAAAGGCGCCAUCAUUCCUUCCGCUUCAGUGCGGGAGACAGUGUUGCAAUCCAUUAGCGCCGACGUGGAUAUGAGUGAACUGGACUUCUCGGACGAAAUAUGGAUCGCCUGCCAUGAUGACGUGGAACAAAACGUAGACCUUGGCAUGGAGAUCUGGGAGGAAAGUGGCUUCCAGAUUUCAAAAAACGUCCCAUUCCGAAUGCUGCCCUACUUGGAGAGCAAGGACGGCCAGCUCCGACGUGCUGCUGCAAGGUCCUUGGCUGAUGCUUGCAAAGCCAACCAGGCAACAAUUGAUGAAGUCCUCAGCAAACUGCGCUCAACGUACGUCGAGCUGGCUAAGCCUCGAAAGCCUGAGCUCGAUCAGUUCGGCAUGCCAAAGAAGUCAGACCUUGCGGAUCCCUGGGAAGCACGACAUGGAAUCGGCGCGGCGUUCCGAGAGCUUGCGGCCCAUCUGCGGAAGAGCCAACUCGAUGACCACUUCAAUUUCCUUAUCGAAAACGGCCCUCUUGGGGACAAAAAUGCUGCUGUCAGAAGUGAGAUGCUGGAUGCUGCCAUUCGCGCCAUCGAUAUACACGGUGGAGACAUCAUUGACAAGCUUAUGAAGACCUUUGAGCAUACUCUGGAAGGACCCGACAACGGAACGGAGGCUUCGGAUCGGGUGAAUGAGGCCGUCAUUGUCAUGUACGGUGCUCUGGCUAGACACUUGAAACCUGGUGAUGCCAAGAUUCCCGUGGUCAUCGAAAGGUUACUGGCAACUUUGAGUACCCCAUCCGAGGCCGUUCAGUAUGCCGUCGCAGAAUGCCUACCACCGCUUGUCCGAACCUGCGGCGACAAGUCUUCCAAAUAUUUUGACAAGGUUUUGGAUACGCUACUGAACUCCAAGAAGUAUGCCGCAAAAAGAGGCGCCGCCUACGGCCUCGCUGGUCUCGUGCUUGGGAGAGGAGUGUCGGUACUGCGAGAAUAUCGUAUCCUGGUGACCCUGAAGAGUGCCACUGAAAACAAAACCCAAUCGCAGCAGCGUGAGGGAGCUUUCCUGGCCUUUGAGUUGAUGCCUCUACUUCUUGGCCGUCUUCUCGAGCCAUACGUGAUCCAGAUUGUCCCUCAACUGCUCUCAGGAUUCGGCGACAGCAACGCCGAUGUAAGAGAUGCCUGUCUGGCUGCCGCUAAGGCAUGCUUCGCGAAGUUGAGCUCCUACGGUGUCAAACAGAUCCUCCCGACGCUUCUCUAUGGUCUUGAAGAUGACCAAUGGCGCAGCAAGAAAGGUGCAUGCGAGCUGCUAGGUGCCAUGGCUUAUUUGGAUCCUCAGCAGCUCGCGCAGAGCUUGCCUGACAUCAUUCCUCCCCUGACCGGCGUGCUGAACGAUAGUCACAAAGAGGUCCGCUCUGCGGCCAACAAGAGCUUGAAACGCUUCGGCGAGGUCAUCAACAACCCUGAAGUCAAGAGUUUGGUCGACAUUCUCCUGAAGGCUCUCAGCGAUCCGACCAAAUACACCGAUGACGCCUUGGACUCACUCAUCAAGAUUCAAUUCGUGCACUAUCUGGAUGCACCAUCUUUGGCCUUGGUCACCAGGAUUCUGCAGCGUGGCUUGGGAGAGAGAUCCAACACCAAGCGCAAGGCGGCUCAAGUCAUCGGCAGCUUGGCACAUCUGACGGAGAGAAAGGAUCUGAUAGCCCAUCUGCCGGUCCUUGUUACUGGGUUGAAACUUGCUGUCGUCGACCCGGUACCAACAACUCGUGCGACCGCUUCUCGGGCGCUUGGUUCUCUGGUCGAGAAGCUUGGCGAGGAUGCUCUACCAGAUCUGAUUCCUGGUCUCAUGCAAACCCUCAAGUCGGAUACUGGUGCUGGAGACCGUCUUGGUUCCGCCCAGGCACUUUCAGAAGUCUUGGCUGGGCUGGGUACGACAAGAUUGGAGGAAACACUGCCAACCAUUCUUCAAAACGUCGAAUCCUCCAAGCCUGCCGUCAGGGAAGGUUUCAUGUCCCUCUUCAUCUUCUUGCCUGUCUGCUUCGGCAACAGCUUUGCCAACUACCUGGGCAAGAUUAUUCCUCCCAUUCUCGCUGGACUUGCCGACGAUAUCGAGUCUAUCCGGGAGACUGCUCUCCGAGCUGGUAGACUUCUCGUUAAGAAUUUCGCCGCCAGAGCCGUGGACCUGCUGCUGCCUGAGCUUGAACGCGGCUUGGCUGACGACAGCUAUAGAAUCCGUCUCAGCUCAGUUGAGCUCGUGGGCGACCUCCUAUUCAACCUCACGGGCAUCACUGGUAAUGCCGAUGCCGAGGACGAGGAGGAAUCUGCCAGGGAAGCUGGUGCCUCGCUUCGGGAAGUCCUUGGAGAAGAGAAGCGCAACAAGAUCCUGUCUGCUUUGUACAUUUGCCGCUGCGAUACUGCCGGCUCUGUUCGUUCGGCUGCCAUCGGCGUGUGGAAGGCUCUGGUUGCUACGCCGCGAACCUUGAAGGAGCUCACGCCCACGCUGACACAGCUCAUCAUUCGUCGGCUGGGCAGCUCCAACAUGGAACACAAGGUUAUUGCCAGCAAUGCACUGGGAGAGCUGAUUCGCAAAGCGGGCGAUGGUGUUCUCUCGAGCUUGCUACCAACGCUCGAGGAAGGACUGCAGACAUCCACCGACACGGAUGCCAAGCAAGGCAUCUGCUUGGCCCUCAAGGAGCUCAUUGCAUCGGCUUCCGACGAAGCCUUGGAAGACCACGAAAAGACACUGAUCUCCGUCGUCAGGACAGCUUUGACGGACUCAGACGAAGAGGUCAGAGAAGCCGCUGCCGAAGCGUUCGAUUCUUUACAACAGAUUCUUGGCAAGCGUGCUGUCGAUCAAGUGCUGCCCUUCCUCCUCAACCUGCUUCGCUCCGACGAAGGAGCCGACAAUGCCCUGUCUGCUCUUCUCACCCUUCUUACCGAAAGCACGCGGUCCAACAUCAUCUUACCAAACCUCAUCCCCACACUUAUUACGCCGCCCAUUUCAGCGUUCAAUGCCAAGGCCCUUGCGUCCUUGUCUCAAGUUGCUGGCGCCGCUAUGAACCGUCGCCUGCCCAACAUUGUCCACUCGCUGAUGGACAACAUCGUCAACACCAAGGAAGACGACUUGCGCACCGACCUUGAGAACUCGUUCGAUAUUGUCAUCUUGUCCAUUGACGAGUACGACGGACUGAACACGAUCAUGAACGUCCUGUUGCAGCUUGUUAAGCACGAUGAUCACUUUAAGCGGGCCAGUACAGCCAACCGCUUGGCCCACUUCUUUGAGCACGCCAGUGUCGACUAUUCUCGGUACAAUCAAGAUAUAAUUCGUUGCUUGUUGAUCUUGUUCGAUGAUCGAGACAAGGAGGUGAUCAAGUCGGCCUGGGCUGCUCUCAGCGCCUUUACUAAGAAGCUCAAAAAGGAGGAGAUGGAAGCUCUGGUGUCGUCCACGCGACAGACAUUGAACCAAGUCGGUGUUGCUGGCGCCAACUUACCAGGCUUUGAGCUUCCCAAGGGCAUUAAUGCCAUCCUGCCCAUUUUCCUGCAGGGUCUCAUGAACGGCACACCUGAACAGCGUACUCAAGCUGCGUUGGCCAUUUCGGAUAUUGUCGAUCGAACCAGCGAGGCUUCCCUCAAGCCAUUCGUAACGCAGAUCACCGGUCCGCUCAUUCGUGUGGUUUCUGAGCGGUCGACUGACGUCAAGGCGGCCAUUCUGCUCACUCUGAACAAUCUCCUCGAGAAAAUGCCCACGGCGCUUAAGCCCUUCUUGCCCCAGCUGCAACGAACCUUUGCGAGAGCCUUGGCCGACACGACGAGCGAGCUACUCCGUACCCGUGCGGCCAAAGCCCUCGGUACGCUCAUCAAGUUCACGCCUCGUGUCGAUCCGCUGAUCGCGGAGCUUGUCACUGGCUCCAAGACGUCGGAUGCUGGGGUGCGAACAGCCAUGCUGAAGGCACUAUACGAGGUCAUCAGCAAAGCGGGAGCCAACAUGAGCGAGAGUUCACGGACGUCGGUGUUGGGGCUCAUCGACGCCGAAGUGGACGAAACGGAUUCGACCAUGAUCAUCACCAAUGCCAAACUUCUUGGUGCGCUCAUCAAGGUAGUCCCGGCGGAGCUCGCAAAUUCUCUGUUGAAGAGUCGUGUCACCACUACGCACUUCACCAAUGCUUCGAUACUCACGUUAAACGCGGCGUUUGUCGAAAGCAAGGAGGCGCUGCUUGAGAGCCCGCUGGCUGACGACUUGCCUGAUGUGCUGUGCCAAGGCAUGUCAAAUAAGAACCUUUUCGUAGCAGACAACGCUAUCCUAGCCACAGGCAAAUACCUCCUCUCGACCACGCCGUCCUUCGAGCAAGCAAAACCCAUCUUCUCGACCCUAGCCUCGAUCAUUGCCCCCGGCAAUCCCGGCGACAGCCGCCGCCUCGCCCUAGUAAUCAUCCGUACCGUAAGCCGAGCCAACAUGGACCUAGUGCGCCCUCACCUGUCGCUCCUCGUACCACCCGUUUUCGCAUCCGUCCGCGACCCCGUGAUUCCCGUCAAAUUAGCCGCGGAAGCGGCCUUCAUCCAGCUCUUCGACGUCGUAGAUGAAGACGCGCGCGUAUUUGAGAAAUUCCUCCAGGGUAAGGAGGGCCAGGAGAUGAACGCGAAUACCAGGAGGAUGAUGAAUGAUUAUUUCAAGCGCGUGGCGUCGAGAUUGGCGGGGCAGGCCCGCGAGAGGAGGGAGGCGCAUGGUGGGCUCGGGUUGAGUGAUGAUGAGAGGGAAGAUGAGAGGGAGAUUUGGAGUGUGGGGAGUGUGGAUGCGGGGGAGGGGGUGUUUUCUUAUGAUUAG